AUGCGGCCUCUGACUUUUUCCUCGUUUGCCAACAUCCUUCCCUCUUACAAUUUUUGCUCCGCCAUUGUUUUGCUUUGGUUUCUAAACAACGUCUGCCUCUUAUCCAAGAGCCCCAGAUCCCACCAUCCCUCUAUCCGUUCCAGCAGCGUCUUGCGCCGCGACCCCGUUCGUGCCGGAGCGACGGCGGCCGCAUCCAGCUGCCUAGGCGUGCCGGGGACAGCACUAGCCGUUAGCACGGGCACCGGCGGCAUGGGUGGUAGCGAGGUGAGCGGCUCGGGCAUUGGCCGAGGCGCACGCUUCGCCGUCGACCUCUUUGUUCUCUUCAUUCCUGCUGCUGCUGCCGUGGAAGGCGGCGGCGGCGGCGAGACGAUUGGAUGGCGGUGA
Messenger RNA from Akanthomyces muscarius, 384 nucleotides. RefSeq lists its product as uncharacterized. The record is from RefSeq and is a predicted model, not a curated record. The coding region runs from base 1 to 384 and encodes 127 amino acids. NCBI's taxonomy places the organism in Eukaryota, Fungi, Ascomycota, Sordariomycetes, Hypocreales, Cordycipitaceae. The transcript has a single exon.